AAGUGGUUGGUACUCCCGGACCCAGCAUGGCCGCUCCAAGCAGCCGAUAAAAGCGAAAAGACAUUGUGUUCCUUUGAAAUUGUCAAUUUGUGGACGUAUUCUUUUCUCUAAUUCGUGACUGUCAUAAUAAUUAGAGCAAUGCUCCGACGUCUAGUAAUAGGUGCUUUUCGCCCUAGUGGCUGCUUGCAGGGGGCUGCUCGCUUAAGCACUAUCGCUGAAACAAAUACUGCCGAAGUUGAACAGAUUUCUGCUGAGGGGUUCCAAUCACCUAUGAUAGUAUCUCGUGAUCUGGAAUUCCCAACAAAUGAUGGUCGAUCAAGAAUGGCUUGGGUUGAAAACAUGGAUACCGUACAAGAGAAAAAAUUAGGAAUGGUUGAUUUACAUCCCGAUAUUUUUGCAAUCCCUCCUCGCAUAGAUAUGAUUCAUAGUAAUAUACGAUGGCAGCAAUUGUACAGGAAAGUGAAUCUUGUGCAAGUUAACAACCGAGCUGAGAUGCGAGGUGGGGGUAGAAAGCCAUGGCAGCAAAAAGGCCUUGGAAAAGCUCGUCAAGGUAGUAUUCGAGCACCACAGUGGGUGCAUGGAGGCAAAGUUCAUGGUCCGAGAGCACCCACUACAUGGUUUUACAUGCUUCCAUUACACACUCGUUUGUAUGGGUUGAGAUCAACACUGUCUGUAAAGAUGGCUCAGGAUGACUUACAUAUUGUUAAUGCUCUUGACAUACCAACAAAUGAUCCAUCCUAUCUUGAGGAAUUAGCUGAAGAACGUCUAUGGGGUCCAUCAGUGUUAUUUGUAGAUGACACUGAUGUAGCUCCAGAAAACAUAGCAGUGGCUGCUGAUCAGAUUAAGCACAUGAACAUCAUACCUGUUUAUGGUUUGAACGUGUUCAGUAUGCUUAAGCAUGAUACUCUAGUUCUGACCCUUUCUGCUGUAGAAAGAAUAGAAAAGCAGUUAUUGUUCUUUAUGCACAGAUCAGACAGAGCAAAACUUUCUGAAAUAUUCAAAACAGAUCAGGUUUAAGAACAUUUAGGUAUAGAAACUGCAGUACCAUAUUCUGUUGAAUAAAUAACAUUUAUUUGG
Messenger RNA from Frankliniella occidentalis (western flower thrips), 1077 nucleotides. RefSeq names its product 39S ribosomal protein L4, mitochondrial (gene mRpL4). The transcript is spliced from 6 exons. Gene Ontology annotation, biological process: translation. The record is from RefSeq and is a predicted model, not a curated record. NCBI's taxonomy places the organism in Eukaryota, Metazoa, Arthropoda, Insecta, Thysanoptera, Thripidae. Gene Ontology annotation, cellular component: ribosome. Gene Ontology annotation, molecular function: structural constituent of ribosome. The coding region runs from base 139 to 1017 and encodes 292 amino acids.